Oncorhynchus gorbuscha (pink salmon) is the source of this 3522-nucleotide messenger RNA. RefSeq names its product RNA-binding protein 25-like. Gene Ontology annotation, biological process: mRNA processing; regulation of alternative mRNA splicing, via spliceosome. The record is from RefSeq and is a predicted model, not a curated record. NCBI's taxonomy places the organism in Eukaryota, Metazoa, Chordata, Actinopteri, Salmoniformes, Salmonidae. Gene Ontology annotation, molecular function: mRNA binding. The coding region runs from base 266 to 2740 and encodes 824 amino acids. The transcript is spliced from 18 exons. Gene Ontology annotation, cellular component: spliceosomal complex.
CGCUUGGCGAAUUGUUUAGCAGUUGCGUGACGUAUAAUUACAGCUUUAAUACGAUUGGUCGACAGUCUGCUGGGUGGUGCGUUAUACGUAUUCGUUGCCCAAUGUGAGUCCCAUCUCUUCCUUUCUGUAAUAUCUCUGGUGCACUGACUUUUUGCAGGGUUGAUGUACAGUAGCUAGCUAUCACAUUUAGCCACCUAAACGGAGGGAGACAGAAGCGAAGUAGCUCAUCUUAACCGACUUGUUGUGGGUGGGUGAUUUCCACAAGAUGUCGUUCCCUCCUCAUCUCAACCGAACCCUUCUGCCACCAGGCAUCCCACCUCCACAGUUUGCUGGUUUUCCUUCAGGUACCCCAAUGAUACCAGUCCACAUGGGUAUUAUGACCCAAACCCCCGCGGUCUUGGUUCCCACCUCCAUGCCUGCGGCACCCAGGAAGGAGGCCGCCCUGGUGAAGGCCAAGGAGACGGACGAGAACAGUGGCCCCACCACCACUGUAUUUGUAGGGAACAUCUCAGAGAAAGCCUCGGACAUGCUGAUUCGACAGCUGCUGGCGAAAUGUGGCCUGGUCCUAAGCUGGAAGAGAGUCCAAGGAGCCUCUGGAAAACUUCAAGCUUUUGGGUUCUGUGAGUACAAAGAGCCCGAGUCAACGCUGCGGGCCCUGCGGCUGCUCCACGAGCUGCAGAUCGGGGUGAAAAAGCUGCUUGUAAAGGUGGAUGCCAAGACCAAGGCCCAGCUGGAUGAGUUCAAGGCCAAAAAGAAGAGCAGCACCAACGGCAAUGGGGCAAAGGCAGAGGGUGGAAAAGAGGAGGCGGAGGAGGAAGAGGAAGAGGAGGUGAUCGACGAGGACACCAAGAGGCGGGAUCAGGUCGUCAAGGGUGCCAUCGACGGUCUGAUCCGCGAGUAUGCCAGCGAGCUCAAUGCUGCCUCGAAUGAUGAGUCCCCCCACCGCAGGAAGAAGAAGGAGAAGAAAGAAGAGGAGGAUAUCAACGCAAUUGACGGAUUGGAGGAUGACAAGAGAGACCUGAUUUCUAGAGAGAUCAGUAAAUUCCGCGACACCCACAAGAAACUGGAGGAAGAGAAGGACAAGAAAGACAAGGAGCGUGCAGAGUUUGAUCGCGAGCGACGGGAGAGGGACAAGGAGAGGGAACGUGAAAGGGAGCGUCGGGACCGCGAGCGGGAGAAAGAGCGCGAGAAGGAGAGGGAGCGGGAGAGGGAGCGCGAGCGGGAGAGAGAACGCGAGCGGGACAGAAGUGACAGAGACCGUGAUCGCAACCGGACGAAGGAGUGGGAAAGGGAGAGGAGCAAGGACCGCAGCCACUCCAGAGAGGUGAGUCGCGACAGAGACAAGGACAAGAAGCGUGACCAAGAGGAUGAGGAGGAGGUCUAUGAGCGGAGAAGGCUGGAGAGGAAACUCCGAGACAAGGAGGCAGCCUAUCAAGAGCGUCUGAAAAACUGGGAGAUCCGCGAGAGGAAGAAGGCUCGAGACUACUCCAAGGAGUCUGAGCGGGAGGAAGAGCGCAGGAGAGAAAUGACUAAAGAAAGCAAACGGCUGAAGGAGUUCCUGGAGGACUACGAUGACGACAGAGAUGACCCUAAGUACUACAGGGGCAGCGCACUGCAGAAGCGUCUGAGAGACCGGGAGAAGGAGACUGAGGUGGAUGAGCGCGACAGGAAGAGAGAGAAGGAAGAGCUGGAGGAGAUCAGACAAAGGCUGCUGGCCGAGGGACACCCAGACCCCGAAGCCGAGAUACGCAGGAUGGAAGAGGAGGCGGAGCGUCUGCGUCAGCCUCCAGUGAAGCCAGAGCCCGACCCCGAGGAGGAGCGGGUACACAAGGCCCCACGGAGGGGGGAAAGAGACCGGGAGAGAGGGGAUAGAGACCGGGAGAGGGACAGAGGGGACCACCAUGUACCCCACCAUCACCACCCCCACUCUGAUGAUGAUGUGGAAGGGGGGGAGGAGGAGUUUGAUGACGACGACCAAUCGGGGUCCAAGCCCUGCCUGAAGCCCACGUUGCGGCCAAUCACUGCGGCCCCCUCAGUUUCGUCGGCCAGCGGGGGCGCCACCCCCAACACGCCUUGUGGCGGGGACGAGUCACCCUGCGGCAUCAUCAUCCCCCACGAGAACUCGCCCCCUCACGAGACCCCACCCCAGGAGGAGUUCCGCCCCAAGAUCGGCCUCAGUCUCAAACUGGGAGCCACUAGCAGCCCCAGCCAGCCCAACGUGGCCAUCAAACGCAAGAAGCUCACUGUGGACAGCGUCUUUAACAAAUUUGACGACGAGGAGGCAGACGAGGCUCCCCGCAAGCGCAAGCUGGUACCACUGGACUACGGCGACGACGACAAGAACCUCCAGAGUGUGGUAGACGGCGCCUCGGGCCUGGCGGCCAUCAAGGGCGCCAACACAGAGGAGAAGCGCAAGCACAUCAAGAGCCUGAUUGAGAAGAUCCCCACGGGCAAGACGGAGCUGUUCUCCUACCCGCUGGACUGGUCCGCAGUGGACUCGACUCUGAUGGAUCGACGCAUACGCCCCUGGAUCAACAAAAAGAUAAUAGAGUACAUUGGAGAAGAGGAGGCUACGCUAGUCGAUUUUGUCUGCUCCAAGGUGAUGGCUCAUGGUACACCACAGGGUAUCUUGGAUGAUGUUGCCAUGGUUUUGGAUGAAGAAGCAGAGGUCUUCAUCGUCAAGAUGUGGCGGUUGCUGAUCUACGAAACUGAAGCCAAGAAGAUUGGGCUGGUGAAAUAGGAAACCCAGGAAAGCACUGAACGAAUCCAACUUUUUCUAAUAGAGUAAUCUGACUUUAGUGUUGUCAGUCACCAAAAAACUUCUCAAUUUGAGUGGCCUAAAAUCAAAGAAUGUGCUCAACCUAAUAAUACCCCAACAGCAUUCACACGUUGAGCUCCCGUUUUCUCAUUCUUCCAAUAGACUCUGGUACAUGUUACUCUACUGCAGCUGCUGACUUUGUAUUGGUGUAUAGCCUACGUGUGUGUGUGGGUGCGUGCGUGAUUGAAUGACUGACUGAAGUGCUUAUUGAAGAUGCAUGAAAGCAACCACUUGGACAAUGGCCCUACUACAGUCUCUUGGCUCGAGUUGGAUGUUCUGAGGGUGACAGUGGAGGUAGCGGAUUAGGGGUUAACGGUUGAUGAAGAGAACAUAGCUACUCAGCUGUGGAAAAAAGUUCACUGAAAAGCAUCUCACUGUUUUGUUUCUCUCCAGUUUUGUGACGUUAGUAAUAUCAAAGGUUAUUGGACUGCUGUUUCUACGUGGCAUCUGCUGAGUGAAACGUCUGUUAAUGCGAAGGGUAGACCUUAAAGGGUAGAUUUGUUUUUGGAUUACAAACAAUGCCUUCUAUAAAUUCUAUUUAAGCAUAGGCCAGCUAUUGAACAUUUGACUUGUGGUUGGUUGGUCUCGUAACACAGGCAACAGCACCAACUGGAAAGGAUACUGAUUUGUGUGAACAUUGUUUCCAUUUUUUCUUUUUGUACCAGUGGAAAUUGUUUUGAAUAAAUACUAAAAAUUUAAAAAAA